This is a messenger RNA of Sclerotinia trifoliorum, 1299 nucleotides long. Lineage: Eukaryota; Fungi; Ascomycota; Leotiomycetes; Helotiales; Sclerotiniaceae. The record is from the annotation of a GenBank genome assembly.
AAGCGAUUACAAGACAAUACUAAUACUAAUGGCAUAUCUAUUGAAGCUUCAAUUUUCCAUACACGUUCUUCCGGUGGUGACAUUCGUGGCAGUACCACAAACAAGUGUCUCAGUCACAUGUGUAUGUCAACGAAGCUUUAUUUGAUACACUCCUUCACUCAUUUGCAAUUCAGUCGAGUCAUGGUCAAAAGCUGCUAUAGGGGAUUACAUGAAAUGAAUACUAUUUUAAUCAGAUACACUCGCCUUUACAAGGUAUUAAGCAGAAGAACAAUGGCCACCAAAUCACGCAGUCCACUCGGCUGGCCUCACAAGCGCUGCUCCCUGGUCAGUUUUUUCCGUCUUGAAAGGUUUGAUCGUGCUAUUCAUCGAAUUAGAUUUGAAGUACAGCGACGAUAUUUUCAAUUAUACUCGGGGUCGUUUUGUGUGUGAUGAAGAAUAUGAGAUGUCACAGCACCAUGUCCAUUUCAAUGUUAAUGAGAUGGCUCGUAUCGCGGCAAAAGCUGUUGGGGAAAAAUUAUGCGUUAGCAUUGAAAAGUAUCCUAACGACAUGUACAAUAAGGCUAUGCUUCUCAAAAUGGACAAUGGCACUCAAGUUGUAGCGAAAGUUCCAAAACCGAGUGCUGGUAGGCCUCAUUUUACUACUGCAAGCGAAGUUGCAACAAUGGACUUUGUAUGUAUGUUGGAUUUAGAUAUUAAUGUACGCAGAUACUUCAACAAAUAUACUUUAGGCAAGGAAUGUUCUUGGAGCCCCUGUUCCCAAAGUCUUUGCUUGGAGUUCUACAGCCCAGGAAAAUCCCGUUGGUGCAGAAUAUAUUAUCAUGGAAAAGGUUCCAGGAAUCGAGCUAGAACAUGUUUGGCCAAGUAUGGGGAUCGAAGACAGAUUUACUCUUGUCAAAGCCAUUACUGGUUUCCAGAAAGCCUGGGCUUCGGUUUCCUUUAAGAAAUUUGGGGGUCUUUAUUACGCCAAAGAUCUAGAGGAACGAACUGGAAAUGAGCCCUUGUAUACCGAUGCAAAUGGGAUUGAUAUCACAAAUGCCAAAUUCGCUAUUGGUCCAUCUACAGGACGCGAAUUAAUUGAUAACGGAAGAGCAAACGUUGGCUUUGAUAGCGGUCCAUGUAAGAUUUUCUAUGUUGAAGCCAGGACUUAUCUAACUAAUGAGUAUAAGGGGGUAAUUUAAGGAGUACCACACCGCAAUCGGGCUUUGAGAAAUAGCUUGCGUCAAUCAGCUCCCUCGCCUACCCAAGUCUCCAGUAACCCUCUGUGGCCCCGUAACCUACCAACCAACAAGAGAAAGAAAG